CAUGGAUGCGACCGGCCACAGCGUCCUCCUCCUCCAGCAGCUGAACAUGCAGCGGGAGUUUGGCUUUCUGUGUGACUGCACAGUUGCUAUUGGAGAUGUUUACUUCAAAGCCCACAGAGCGGUGCUCGCUGCUUUUUCAAACUAUUUUAAGAUGAUAUUUAUCCAUCAGACGAGUGAAUGCAUAAAGAUUCAGCCUACAGACAUCCAGCCUGACAUAUUUAGUUACUUGUUGCAUAUUAUGUACACUGGGAAAGGGCCAAAGCAGACUGUCAGCAAGAGCCGAUUGGAGGAGGGCAUCCGCUUCCUCCACGCGGACCACCUCUCCCAUAUCGCGAUUGAGAUGAACCAAGCCUUCUCCCCAGAGCUGGUCCAGUCUUCAAACUUGUACGGGAUCCAGAUCUCGACCACACACAAACCAGCAAAGGAACGCCUGGGAGCGAAGGAGAGUCUGCCCAAGGCGGGCAGCAGGCCUGCUGCCCAGGGCGAUCACCCCCAGCUGCAGCUCUCCCUGGCCAUCGGCCUGGAUGACAGCUCCCUGGACCAGCAGGUCGCUCGCCCCGCUGCUCAGCCCGCUGCUCUCACUAAGCCGGCAGAAGAGCGGCCGAAACUCUCGGUCUCCAUAAAGCAGGAGAGGUGUGACUCAGAGCCUGUGGUGUCCCAGAGCUGCACCCCUCCUUCUCCAGAGGUAGCGAGCCCCAUCUUUGCGAAGGCCAGCCUCAAGGUGCACUUGUGUCAUUACUGCGGGGAGCGUUUUGACUCCCGGGGUGGGCUGCGGCAGCACUUGCACACCCAUGUCUCGGGCUCGCUGCCGUUCGGCGUGCCGGCCUCCAUCCUUGAGAGCAGCGACCUGGGAGAGGUGCAGCCUUUGGCUGAGGACAGAGAGGCUGGGGAUGGCCACCGGCUCGGGACCUUCCUCCUGAAGGAGGAUGAGCAUCAGCUGGAGCAUCCGAGCUGCAGCGACCUGGAGCCUCUGCAGAUCAGCCAGCUCUCCCUCAUCUCCAAGGACCACGAACCGGUGGAGUUGAACUGUAACUUCUCUUUCUCAAGAAAGAGAAAAAUCAGUUGCACUGUUUGCGGCCGCACGUUUUUCCGGAAGAGCCAGCUGCUCGAGCACAUGUACACACACAGGGGGAAACAGCACAAAUACAGCCGCUGCCAGCAGCUGGAGAGCCCUGCGACCCCCAGGUUUCAUCCUUACUGUAACAGCGAGAGUGUGGGGAAGAGUUCCAGUUUACCUCAAGACCACUUAGAUGAAUGUAUACUGGAGUCAGAUCUCAUCCAAGAGAGCGUUGAUACGAUCCUGGUAGAGUAA
Messenger RNA from Nestor notabilis (Kea), 1312 nucleotides. RefSeq names its product zinc finger and BTB domain containing 25 (gene ZBTB25). Gene Ontology annotation, cellular component: nucleus. Gene Ontology annotation, molecular function: DNA-binding transcription factor activity, RNA polymerase II-specific; RNA polymerase II cis-regulatory region sequence-specific DNA binding; protein binding. The record is from RefSeq and is a predicted model, not a curated record. The transcript has 2 exons. Gene Ontology annotation, biological process: regulation of transcription by RNA polymerase II. NCBI's taxonomy places the organism in Eukaryota, Metazoa, Chordata, Aves, Psittaciformes, Psittacidae. The coding region runs from base 2 to 1312 and encodes 436 amino acids.